AAGCCUUUUUAAUUAAUUUUAAAUAUAAUAGAUAUAUAUUUUAUAUGGGUAUCUCUGUUUGGUAUUAAUCAUUUUGUUUUGAUUUGAUUUAAUAUUAUGUGUACAUGUUUAGUUUUAUUUUUUAAGUUCGUGUUUUAGCCAUGAUUUUAUUUGUAAAAUCAUUAUUAACAUGGAAUUGAAUUAUACCUGUAUAAUUAUUUUGUAACGCCAUAAUAUAAUUCCACUGUGGUUAUGUCUUUUAUGUAAGUAUUAAUUGUAAUUGUUAUUUACUUUAUGCUCAAUAAUAAAAUAAGAGAAAAGAGCCAAAUUAUGAUUAUUGUCGUAUCAAGUUGGUUUGUCAAACAGCAUGUCUAAUAAAUAUAAUUAUUUAAAAAUGUUUUAGAGUAAGAAAAAAAGGGAAAAAAUGCACUCGUAAGUCAAUUUCUAAUGAACAUAUACAACAUUCUGAGUUUAUUAAAAAAUGUCAUCAAAAAUUAAGAUUGAAUUCAUUGGCCAUAGGUGCUGAAGAAGCAUGGAGGAAUCAUUGUUCAGAUGAUUCACUUUUAAAAGUAAAACUAAAUUUUUAAUAUUCUUUUAAAUAUGUAAUCAUUAUCAACACAUUAAGCUUAAACUCUUCCACUUUUUCUAUCCAUCAACCAAUCUAUCAUUCUCAUAUCCCUUUCCACACUGUCCCUACAUCUGGUUCUUUGUCUGCUAAGUGGUCUUGUCUAUUUUUGUUAUUAGAACAUUUUUCAAUACAUCCCUAUAUACUCUCCAAAUAAUACAUAUUAUGUCCUAACCAUUUCAGUCUUUUACAUCUCGUAAAUGUUAGUAUGUUGGGGAACUCAUAUUAACAGUACAACUCAUCUUUGUGUUUUUAUUUCAUGAAUUCCUGAGUCACUAUUAUACACAUGUACAUGAAUAUUUCUUAGAAUUUUUCUCUCCUAUAUAGUCUUCUACUAUUCUCUUUUUUCAUGGACCAAGUCUCACAAACAUAAGUUACUAUUGAACUAAGGUAGCUUGUGAAUAAUGUGAAUUUUGAUUUUCUCUAUAGUAAAUUUGAUUUUAAUCAAAAUAUGUUAUAGUAUAUUAUAUUAUUAUUUUAUUUAUUUCAGAAUUAUUCUUGUUCCAUGCACAAACUUGCAUCACAGUUUUGGGAUACAAACAACAAAAAUGAACCUUCAAGUUGUAGAAUAUUAUGGAUAACUAAUAAUAUAUGCACAUAUUUCCAAGACAAUUAUUUAUAUGAAAUAAAUAGAGAAAAAUCUUUAGCAAAAAAGUUUAAUGUAAAUUGGGAUAUGAAUAUUAUAACUAAUACCCCUAAAAAUCCCUUUUAUUUACUUGAUGUAGGAAGUUGUUAUAAUCCUUUCCAAAAAUAUACACAAUUUAAAGUGUUGCCUAUUGAUUUAGCACCAGCUGUUGAAAGCGUUGUUAAAUGUGAUUUCCUUUCAGUGCCUCUGGACACAAAGUUAAAUAUUUUUGAAAAUGAUUGUCAAACAUUACCGUUAUCUAAUUUUGAUGCAGUAAUAUUUUCAUUAUUUCUUGAAUAUUUUCCAUUACCGCAACAAAGGUAUAAAUGUUGUGAAAAAGCUUAUAAUGUUUUAAAACCCGGUGGAUUGUUAGUUAUAGCAACCCCAGAUUCAAGCCAUGCAUCUUAUAACUCUAAGUUAAUGAAAAAUUGGAAGAUCUCUUUAGGAUGUUUAGGAUUUUGGCGUAUUAAAUAUGAAAAACUUAUUCAUUUACAUUGCAUGGUAUUUAGAAAAUGUUUAUUGAAACAAAUUCCUAAAAAUUGGUUUGAUUCUUUGAAUAAUACAAAUAAUGUUGAAGAUUUAAUCACUAUACCACAAGACUUAAGAAAUCAUAAAAUUAAUAAUGAAACAUUAAAAAUAAUAGAACAACGCGAUGAUGACAUGGUAGCUAAUUUAUUUUCUGAAUUAAUAAAUAUAUAAUUAUUUGAAUGUUU
Molecule: messenger RNA, 1942 nt
Organism: Cinara cedri
Lineage: Eukaryota; Metazoa; Arthropoda; Insecta; Hemiptera; Aphididae
Source: the annotation of a GenBank genome assembly